Messenger RNA from Sinocyclocheilus rhinocerous, 5687 nucleotides. It is a transcript of the gene tulp4a, whose product is annotated as TUB like protein 4a. The record is from RefSeq and is a predicted model, not a curated record. The transcript is spliced from 13 exons. Bases 632 to 5551 code for a protein of 1639 amino acids. Lineage: Eukaryota; Metazoa; Chordata; Actinopteri; Cypriniformes; Cyprinidae. Gene Ontology annotation, molecular function: protein binding.
AUGGUGGUCACGUGACCCAGCGCAGCGGCCCAGACAGCAUCAGAAGCAGAGACAGCAGCGCUAAACACACUCGUCUGACACACACACGUACAGGUAAAGAGCAGCACCGGCUGGUUCGGGCUUCGGUAUCAUCCGUGGACCGGUUCCGUGCCUCUAGCACACCCGGUUCUGGCGUUUUAAAGCGGGAAACCAGCGAGGAGCGCGGGAAGAAUCCCCGACGCUGAUUGGCCGGCGGCUCUUCUGAAGCGAUGACGUCACGGGCGGAGCGCAGGAGCAGCUGACGCGCAGGAGAAUCCCGUGCGUGCGCGCCGCCGCUGCCAUGAGCGUGCGCAGAGGAGCGUUCCGUCCGUCGAUGACGUCACCCCCCAGGAGCGGGCGUGCGCCGGCCGCGAUGACGUCAUGAGGGGGCUACCUCGCGGAGGAGAAAGUUUUCUGUGACUUGGAUAUUUGGUGAAUUAUUAUGCCUCCAGAUUUCUCGGGAAAGGCUGGCGACUUAAUUUAUGUGCCUUGUUGCUAGUUUUAUGCAGUACUUUUGGGCCGGAAGUGUUUGUGAAGCAGCAGGAACCCCAAGGACCCGCCGGUGAGCCGGGUGACUCUGUGGACUCGUGCGGAUCCGCUCGUAGAAGCAGGCAUGUUCGCGGCGGUGGAGCUUGGGCCCGUCCUCUGCAGCGACUCCAACAUCCUGUGCCUGUCCUGGAAGGGCCGCGUGCCCCGCAGCGAGAAGGAGAAGCCCGUGUGCAGGAGGCGCUGCUAUGAGGAGGGCUGGCUGGCCGCGGGGAACGGCCGGGGAGUCGUGGGCGUCACCUUCACCUCCAGCCACGGCAGGAGAGACCGGCCCUCCCCGCAGCGCAUCAACUUCAACCUCCGGGGACACAACAGUGAGGUGGUGUUGGUGCGAUGGAACGAGCCCUUCCAGAAGCUGGCGACCUGCGACACCGACGGCGGGAUCUUCGUCUGGAUCCAGUAUGAGGGCCGCUGGUCAGUGGAGCUGGUCAAUGACCGCGGAGCUCAGGUGAGCGACUUCACCUGGUCUCACGACGGCAUGCAGGCGCUGAUCUCGUACCGCGACGGCUUCGUGCUGGUGGGCUCGGUGAGCGGUCAGCGCCACUGGUCCUCGGAGAUCAACCUGGAGAGUCAGAUCACCUGUGGGAUCUGGACCCCCGACGACCAGCAGGUGUUGUUUGGCACAGCGGACGGGCAGGUGAUCGUCAUGGACUGUCACGGCCGGAUGCUGGCUCAUAUACUGCUGCACGAGGCGGAGGGCAUCGCUAGCAUGGCCUGGAAUUACCCCAGCUUUCUGCUGGAGGACAGCAGCGAGAGCGACACGGACUCGGACGAUUACACGCCUCUGCAGGUGCACCGUCUGAAGCCGCUGUUGACCGUCUGCUUCACGUCUGGAGACGUCAGUUUGAUGAGCAACUACGAUGACCUCUCACCCACGUUAAUACGCACCGGCCUCAAAGAUGUGGUGGUGCAGUGGUGCUCUCAGGGCGACCUGCUGGCUGUUGCUGGCAUGGAGAGACUCGUGAUGACCUCUGACCCCACCCGAAACGCCAUUGUUAAGUUUUACAAUGUUUGCGGUGAACACAUUUACUCACUGGAGACACCUGCUCAGAGGCCGAUCAGUGCGCUGUGCUGGGGCCAUCGGGACUCGCGUCUGUUCCUCGCCAGCGGCCCGGCGCUGUACGUGCUUCGCGUCGAGCAUCGGGUCGCCAGCCUGCAGCUGCUGUGCCGACAGGUGAUCGCCAGCGCGGUACACGAGGAGAAAGACGUGGCCAAGCUCAGCAUGCCCUCUCGCCUGAGCACAAGCGUGUCUUCUGCCUUCGCUUCUACCAUUAAGCCCCCCAUCCCGGAUCCCAACAACAUGCGGGACUUUGUUAGUUAUCCGACAUCAGGUAACGAGCGUCUGCACUGCACCAUGAAGCGCACCGAGGACAACCCUGAGGUCGGCGGCCCUUGCUACACCUCUUUCUUCGCUUGGUACCUUCUCUGUAGAGACUUAGUGUGUCCCUUUACCAACAGGAUAAAUAUAGAUCCCCGUAAGUCCCCCAAGCUCUCCCGCACCGCACAGGAAAUAUCGCGAUCGCCUCGGUUACCCAUUCGCAAGCCCUCCAUUGGCUCUCCGAGUCUGACUCGGCGGGAGUUUCCGCUCGAUGACAUCACACAGCACAAUUAUCUUGCGCAAGUUACAUCUAACAUAUGGGGAACAAAGUUCAAAAUUGUGGGGCUUGCAGCAUUUUUGCCAACAAAUCUUGGAGCAGUUAUCUACAAGACAAGUCUGCUUCACCUCCAGCCCAGACAGAUGACCAUCUACCUCCCUGAGGUGAGGAAGAUCUCAGUGGAAUACAUUAACUUACCUAUGUUUAGUCCUAAUGUCUUCAGUGAGGAUGAGGACGACCUGCCUGUCACAGGAGCAUCAGGAAUCACUGAUGAUAAUCCACCUUGCACUGUCAACAUACCCAUCGCCCCCAUACACAGCCCCGCGCAAGCCAUGUCCCCAACCCAGAGCAUUGGCCUUGUCCAAUCCCUAUUAGCCAAUCAAAACGUCCAGUUGGAUGUGUUGUCCAAUCCAACAUCGACUGUGGCACCACCUGGGGUGUCUGACCAAGGACAGCAGGACACUGUGCUCACUGCGCAGUACACCGUUCCUGCCAGGUAUUCUAGUCCUGGACAGGUAAUCUUUGGGGGUAUGGAGGUUGGUCGGAUUUUAGUUGCGCAAUCCCAACAACAACAGCAGCUGCAACAACAUUAUCAACAGCAGCAGCAGCAUCAACAGCUACAGCAACAGCUUCAACAAUAUCAGCUGCAGCAGCAACAGCUGUUGCAGCAUCAGCACAUGCAGCAACAGCAGCAGCAACACAUGCAACAGCAGAUCCAGCAGAUGCAGCAGCAACAGCAAAUGCAGCAGCAGCUUCAGCAUCAAAUCCAACAGCAGCAUCUGCAAAUGCAACUGCAGCUGCAGCACCAGCAAAUGCAGCAGCAGUUGCAACAGCAGCAUCAGAUCCAAAUCCCUGUUCCAGCUUUGCCCUCAGGUCAACCGUCAUGCCCGGUCAUUCAGCUUACGCAGAGUACCAUCCCGGACGUUCCCCCAACAGCAGAGCACGGCGCGGAGCAUGAGCUCCUGCUUAAAAUUAAAACGACGCGUUCUGCCCCUCAACUGGCUGAGGUUGAUGCAGUAGUUUUUACUGCCCCUCUUGAGAUUAGUAAGAUGAAUCCUCCCCCUCCUUACCCGGGCACAGUUUCCGCUGCCAUGGCCGCAGUUUCCGCUACUGUUUCUACAAGUUGCACCUCGGGAAGCAGCUCCAGCACUUCAUCCUCAGGGGAAGCUUGUGUAAAGAAAGGGGAUCUAACCUUGUAUCCACCUGGAGCACAGGCAGCUCAGUACCCAACCCCACUGGGCUACGAACGAAUCACCACAUUUGACAGCAGCGGAAAUGUGGAGGAGGUGUGCCGUCCCCGCACGCGAAUCGUUUGCAACCAGAACGUUUACACACUGCAAGGCCCGGGAAGCUCUGCCACCCUCAGGGUCUCAUCAUCUUCCUCUGCUGUAGAGGGGAAGAAGGUGCAGUUGCCCUACGCCUCAGCCACGUUGAACCGUCUCACUGUGCCAAGGUACUCUAUACCCAGCGGGGACCCGCCCCCUUACCCUGAUACAGCCAAUCAGGGUGGAGCGGGGCGGAACCCUGGCCAGAGAUUGGACAGCAGCUUGAUUCACGCUACCUUGAGGCGGAACAGUCGGGAAGCUGCGCUGAAGGUUUCUCAGAUCCUGGAUCCCCAAAGAACCCUGCCCUCCAAGGCCAAAGCCAGUGCUUUGUCUGCUUCCUAUCAGCCGAGAGGGCCGACGGCUCUUUAUACAUGCAGUCAGUGCAGUAGUAACGGUGGGGUCAGCGCUGGGGCCACCAGCAGUGGAAGUAAUGGAAUAGCUGGGGGGACAAUCAUUAGGCAAGAUUUCCCACUGACCGGAGGUGGUGCACCUCACAGCACUGUUAUAGUGCACUCAAACAGUGCCUCGCCUCUUACUUCCCAAUCUUCCUACAGCCUACUCGGUAUGGACGGAACCGGUGGAGUGUCUAGUGCAGGUGGAAACAGGGAAAGGGCUGACUAUAUCAACUCCGCCUUUACAGAGGACGAGGCUUUAAAUCAGUCUCUGAGGCAAAUGACUCUUAAUACGGAGGUAGUGAGUUUGACAGUCAAACGGCCACCACCGUAUCAAUGGGAUCCGUCUACUAAUGAAGAGAUCUGGGUUCCGCAAGAGCGUACUGCUACUCUGCCCACCUCUGGACCUCCUGCAUCCCACAAACCUCCCCCACUCAUCCUCAGCCCUGCACAGCAUCUGGACGUCUCCCGUCUUCCGUUUGUCCUCUCGCCUAAAUCUCCGAUGAGUCCUAACGCUGUAACUUUCCAACUGGCGGGAGCAUACCAGAUUGCUCUGCCCUAUCCACCAAGUGCGGUCUACAGUGGUUCCGUGCAAGCUUCUCCACGUCCCACCUCUCCCAAAGAGGUGGUUACUCCUCUUCCCUUUUCCCAGCAGGACCAAGCAGUGGUCUUGCCACCCGGUUAUUCUCCCAAUCUUGCUUGCUGCCCUCUCCCACCAAUGUACCCUGGGACAGCUUCUUGUUCGAAUCUGCCUGUGACUCCCAUUACGCUUCAUCCGUGGGGUUCUUACAAUCCCUGUCCACCCAUGCCAAGCCCCCCAGGUCCUGCUCCAUCCCUUCCACCAAAGACCUCGCACUUGCUGGAUAAGCCUGUUCUUUCUCCUCCCCCUCAACCACCUCCUCUGCCUACGCCUCCUCCAGACCUCCAGAGUCCCCCAGAAUCCAUCGCCGAGGCUGGGGAAAACUUUCAAGAGGUGCUCUCGCUCAACGAAAGCCCGGUUCCUCAAAGAGCGGAUAGGUUUGGCAAGAAGAACCGCAAGCGUUUGGACAACAGUCGGGCGGAGGAAGCCAAUGUUCCGGCGAUCACAGAAGGAGGCAACAAGUCCAAAAAAGAGGGCCGUGCCCUCAGUGACUUCAACUCCCUCAUUUCCAGUCCGAGGUUAGGCGGUCGAGACAAAAAGAAACCGAAAAGCCAGAAAGAGCAGCUGAAAGCCAAAAAGCUAAGCAAGGCCACCACCAACGAGUUCCAGGACAGCUCCGAGAGCGAGCCGGAGGUCUUCAUCAGUGGCGAUGAACUGAUGAACCAGAGCCAGAGCGGUAAAAAGAGCUGGAAAGCAAAAAGGAACUUGCGGGCGGGAGGUUGCGAGCUAGACGAAAUCAAAUGCCGAAAGGCUAACGAGAAAGAAGACCGUGGCCUCGGCAGCCAAGGGUUCGUCUACAUCAUGGCCAACAAACAGCCUCUUUGGAACGAAGCCACGCAGGUCUACCAGCUGGACUUUGGAGGAAGAGUCACGCAGGAAUCGGCGAAGAACUUCCAGAUUGAGCUCGAGGGGAGACAGGUGAUGCAGUUCGGAAGGAUCGAUGGGAACGCAUACAUCCUGGACUUUCAGUACCCCUUCUCAGCUGUGCAAGCUUUUGCUGUAGCACUUGCUAAUGUCACCCAGCGCCUCAAGUGAUCGAAUGGGCUUGAACAUUUUAGCCAAUUCUUUCCUCGCUCUCUCUGUUGUUCUUUUAGCAUUUUUCCCAGUUUAAGAUGCAGUACUAAUACUUGAAAACUACAUCUGGGAAGCCACAUUUUCCGAGUGUUAGAGG